GGACGCCAUCCAUCGAGGAACUGAGGGAACACCAAGACCUUUGUGGGAAACACCACCAAGUAGCGAGGGCCCUAGAGGCUGUAACCAUCAGCAACAUGACCACGACUGAAGAACCACAAGUCGAAGAGAAACAGCCAGUUGAGAAGAAAGUUGUUGCCAGCAAAGUCACCGGUACGGUAAAAUGGUUCAACGUAAAGAACGGUUAUGGCUUUAUCAACAGAGAUGACAACAAGGAAGAUAUAUUUGUUCAUCAGACUGCCAUCAAGAAGAACAAUCCAAAAAAGUACUUGCGCAGCGUCGGAGAUGGGGAGACCGUGGAGUUUGACGUUGUAUCUGGAGCCAAGGGUCUUGAAGCGGCUAAUGUGACAGGACCUGAGGGAAACCCUGUGCAAGGAAGCAAAUAUGCACCGGACCGCCGAAGAAAUUUCUACCGCAACUACCGUGAUAAUCGUCGUGGAAGACGCCGCCCCCGAGGCCGGCCGAACCCCGCUACAAACGGAGAGGUCAAACCUGAGGACGAGGGGAAGGAAGGAGGAGACUCGGCUGACCAGCGGGAACGAGACGACAACGAAGAGAGACCACGCCGCAGGCGUCAAUACGGCAGGCCACCCCCCUGGGCUAGACGCCGCCGCCGCCCACCACCCCCACGGGAUAACGAAUCAGGGGACCAGUCCGAGGAGGGGAGAAAUGAGGAGCAGCGAGAGGAGUCGGGCGAUGGAGAGGAGAGAAGGCGUCCCCGCCGCAGGCGACGCCCUCGGUACAGACGCAGGUCUGACGAAGAACGCCCUGAAGGCGAAGAGCAAGAAGAACGAGUAGAACGUGAUCAGGAAGAAGGCGGGGAUGGUGAAGAGCGUCCACCUCAGAAUCGCCGCCGUCGUCGUCCGUACAACCGUAGAUAUCCUCGACGUCCUCGCCGGGAGGACGGGGAGAGAGAGAAAGAAGACCAUGAAUCAAAACCGGAAAAUGAACCGGCUCCGAAAGCCGACGGCACCACGGCCGAACAGUAAACCACCCAAGCGAGGAGAUUAGGCAACUAUGAGCCUCCACUGAAAAUUUAAUAGCAUUUUUUUCUCUUGUUUGUGUCAGCCAAGGAAGACUUUCAAUCAAUUAUUUUGUCAUCAAACUUUGUGUGACAGCAUCCGAACUUUCAGAUUAGCUCAUACUUUUGUAACCGAUCUAGUUUGGUUUAUUUUUCUGGUUCAGAAUGUGGCUUGGUCUGAUGAGCUUUGGUUUGCUGUCCUGUGUAGUGUUUAGUUCUAAGUGAGGUCAUAGUUGUAUUGUCAACUUUUGUAUCUUUAUCCAUCUUGCAGCGGAAUUCAAUAUGUGUGAACGAUCGAUUUUUUGCCAUCAUUUUUGCCGUCGGAUUAAUAAAAACCGUCCGUGAGAACUU
Orbicella faveolata is the source of this 1390-nucleotide messenger RNA. RefSeq lists its product as uncharacterized. Gene Ontology annotation, molecular function: nucleic acid binding. The record is from RefSeq and is a predicted model, not a curated record. NCBI's taxonomy places the organism in Eukaryota, Metazoa, Cnidaria, Anthozoa, Scleractinia, Merulinidae.